AGGGGGAAUGAAUGAAUUAUUCUUUUUGGAAAUCUAGCUUGAGCGGGGACUGAGCCAGGGGUACGGGUGGCGAGUAGGAUCAAUUGGGUUAUAAUGUGAAAGAUUUUAGUAUUUUUUGCCGGUUUUUGCCAUAUCAAGGGCCAGUAGCGAAACGACUAGAAUCUCUCAGUUAGGAACAUGAUGGAGGACAGCAUGGCCGGCUAGCAGCCUGAAUCCAAAGUAUAGCAAGCAAGCUAUGCUAACUGUUAGCUAGCGAACCGACUGUUUUGCCUGUCUUUGUCUUUUCUCUUAAUUGGUUACCUUUAAGUUACUCUUCGUACGUUCCCUACGGUAUUUUCGUGACAGUGCUUUGCUGCUUUCAUUCCUCCAGCAUCUGCUGACAGAUGUCCACUCCCGACCCCCCCAUGGGAGGGACCCCUCGGCCGGGUCCCUCCCCUGGCCCUGGGCCUUCUCCUGGGGCUAUGCUGGGGCCGAGCCCUGGACCCUCUCCUGGAUCGACCCACAGCAUGAUGGGCCCGAGCCCAGGGCCUCCUUCCUCAGGUCACCCCAUGCCCCCUCAGGGACCAUCAGGGUACCCACAAGAGAACAUGCAUCAGAUGCACAAGCCCAUGGAAGGCAUGCAUGAGAAGGGCAUGCCCGAUGAUCCACGCUACAGUCAGAUGAAGGGCAUGGGCAUGCGGCCUGGCGCCCACAGUGGCAUGGGCCCUCCCCCCAGCCCUAUGGACCAGCACUCCCAAGGUUACCCUUCUCCUCUCGGGGGCUCUGAGCACGCUCCCAGCCCCGUCCCAGCCAACGGCCCCCCCUCAGGCCCCAUGAUGCCCUCGGGCCCGGGUGGGGUGCCCAUGGAGGCCGGCGACCCUCAGACCAUGUCCCAGCAGCAGGGCCAGCAGCAGCAGCAGCCCGGCCGAGGCGGGGUGCCCGGGGGUCCCGGCGCUGGCGGCCCAGGGGGGCAGCCCGGCGCCGUGGGUGGUGGCGGCGGUGGCCCUGGCGGAGGCCCGGGCGGAGCAGGGGGACCCACACCCUUCAACCAGAAUCAGCUGCACCAGCUCCGUGCCCAGAUCAUGGCGUACAAGAUGCUGGCGCGCGGGCAGGUGCUGCCAGAUCACCUGCAGAUGGCAGUGCAGGGCAAGAGGCCCAUGCCGGGCAUGCAGCCACAGGGCAUGCCCAACAUGCCACCGUCCGCCGGACCCGGAGCAGGGCCUGGGGCAGGCCCCGGACCUGCAUCCGCCAACUACAACAGACCUCAUGGAAUGGUUGGACCCAAUAUGCCUCCUCCAGGGCCUUCUGGAGUCCCCCCAGGAAUGCAGGGGCAGCCCACCAACGGACCACCCAAAUCCUGGCCUGAAGGUCCCAUGGUGAAUGCUGCACCCCCCAUCAGCACUCCUCAGAAACUCCUCCCCCCUCAGCCCACCGGACGGCCCUCCCCUGCGCCCCCCUCAGUGCCCCCGGCCGCCUCGCCCGUCAUGCCCCCUCAGACCCAGUCCCCCGGGCAACCGGCCCAGCCGCCACCCAUGAUGCUGCACCAGAAGCAGAACCGCAUCACGCCCAUACAGAAACCCCGCGGGCUUGACCCGGUGGAGAUCCUGCAGGAGAGGGAGUACAGGCUGCAGGCUCGUAUAACACAUCGCAUCCAGGAGCUGGAGAACCUUCCAGGCUCUCUGGCUGGAGACCUGAGGACCAAAGCGACCAUUGAGCUCAAGGCUCUGAGGCUGCUUAACUUCCAGAGACAGCUGAGGCAGGAGGUGGUGGUGUGUAUGCGACGCGACACGGCGCUCGAGACGGCCCUGAACGCUAAGGCCUACAAGCGCAGCAAGCGUCAGUCCCUGCGUGAGGCCCGCAUCACCGAGAAGCUGGAGAAGCAGCAGAAGAUCGAGCAGGAGCGCAAGCGGCGACAGAAGCACCAGGAAUACCUCAACAGCAUCCUUCAGCAUGCCAAGGACUUCAAGGAGUACCACCGCUCUAUCACAGGCAAAAUCCAGAAGCUGACCAAAGCCGUGGCCACCUACCACGCCAACACUGAGCGCGAGCAGAAGAAGGAGAAUGAGCGCAUCGAGAAGGAGAGAAUGAGGAGACUGAUGGCUGAAGAUGAAGAGGGCUACCGUAAGCUCAUUGACCAGAAGAAGGACAAGCGCUUGGCUUACCUGCUACAGCAGACGGACGAGUACGUGGCCAACCUCACCGAGCUGGUGCGCGCCCACAAGGCCGUGCAGGCCGCCAAGGAAAAGAAAAAGAAGAAGAAGAAGAAAAAGAAGACGGAGAAUGCCGAUGGCCAGACCCCUGCCCUGGGCCCAGAUGGAGAGCCUCUGGAUGAGACCAGUCAGAUGAGUGACCUGCCAGUGAAGGUCAUGCAUGUGGAGAGUGGCAAGAUCCUGACUGGGGAGGACGCCCCCAAAGCAGGCCAGCUGGACACAUGGCUAGAGAUGAACCCUGGGUAUGAAGUGGCACCACGUUCAGACAGUGAAGACAGUGGAUCAGAGGAAGAGGAGGACGAGGAGGACGAGCCUCAGCCGUCUCAGGCUCCCACCGAGGAGAAGAAAAAGAUUCCAGACCCUGACAGCGAGGAAGUAUCUGAGGUGGACGUACGUCACAUCAUCGAACAUGCCAAGCAGGACGUGGACGAUGAGUACGGAAAUGCUGCCUUCAACCGCGGCCUUCAGUCCUACUACGCUGUGGCCCACGCUGUUACAGAGAAGGUGGACAGGCAGUCCACCCUGCUGAUUAACGGACAGCUCAAGCAGUACCAGAUCAAAGGGCUGGAGUGGCUGGUGUCUCUGUACAACAACAAUCUGAACGGCAUCCUGGCUGAUGAGAUGGGGCUGGGGAAGACCAUCCAGACCAUCGCCCUCAUCACCUACCUCAUGGAGUUAAAGCGCAUCAACGGGCCCUUCCUCAUCAUCGUGCCCCUCUCAACUCUCUCCAACUGGGUGUAUGAGUUUGACAAGUGGGCUCCAUCUGUGGUAAAGGUCUCUUACAAGGGUUCCCCAGCUGCUCGUCGAGGCUUCGUCCCCCAGCUACGCAGUGGCAAGUUCAACGUGCUGCUCACCACAUAUGAGUACAUUAUCAAGGACAAGCAAGUUCUGGCCAAGAUCCGCUGGAAGUACAUGAUCGUGGACGAGGGUCACCGCAUGAAGAACCACCACUGUAAGCUCACCCAGGUGCUGAACACGCACUACCUGGCCCCGCGGCGGCUGCUGCUCACGGGCACGCCGCUGCAGAACAAGCUGCCCGAGCUCUGGGCACUGCUCAACUUCCUGCUGCCCACCAUCUUCAAGAGCUGCAGCACCUUCGAGCAGUGGUUCAACGCGCCCUUCGCCAUGACUGGGGAGAAGGUGGACCUUAACGAGGAAGAGACCAUCCUGAUCAUCCGUCGUCUGCACAAGGUGCUCCGGCCUUUCCUGCUGCGCCGGCUCAAGAAGGAGGUCGAGGCUCAGCUCCCCGAGAAGGUGGAGUACGUGAUCAAGUGCGACAUGUCUGCGCUCCAGAGGGUGCUGUACAGACACAUGCAGGCCAAGGGAGUCCUGCUCACGGAUGGCUCCGAGAAGGACAAGAAGGGCAAGGGUGGCACCAAGACUCUGAUGAACACCAUCAUGCAGCUGAGGAAGAUCUGCAACCACCCCUACAUGUUCCAGCACAUCGAGGAGUCCUUCUCCGAGCACUUGGGCUUCACUGGAGGCAUCGUAUCAGGGCCUGACCUGUACCGUGCCUCUGGCAAGUUUGAGCUGCUGGACCGCAUCCUGCCCAAACUGCGGGCCACCAACCACAAGGUGCUGCUCUUCUGUCAGAUGACCUCCCUCAUGACCAUCAUGGAGGACUACUUCGCCUACCGCAACUUCAAGUACAUGCGCCUGGACGGAACCACUAAGGCCGAGGACCGUGGCACGCUGCUGAAGAACUUCAACGACCCCCAGUCGUCGUACUUUGUGUUCCUGCUGAGUACCAGAGCUGGAGGCCUGGGGCUGAACCUGCAGUCGGCCGACACGGUCAUCAUCUUUGACAGCGACUGGAACCCUCACCAGGAUCUACAGGCCCAGGACAGAGCCCAUCGUAUCGGCCAGCAGAAUGAGGUGCGUGUGCUGCGUCUCUGCACAGUCAACAGUGUGGAGGAGAAGAUCCUGGCCGCGGCCAAGUACAAGCUCAACGUCGACCAAAAGGUCAUCCAAGCAGGCAUGUUUGACCAGAAGUCGUCCAGUCAUGAGCGGCGGGCCUUCCUUCAGGCCAUCCUGGAGCACGAGGAACAGGACGAGGUACGGCAGUCAGAAUGUGGUAAUUACGAGAGGGGCAGCGAAACCAGCAGAGAUCAGGAAGAGGAUGAAGUGCCAGAUGAUGAGACGGUUAACCAGAUGAUUGCCAGAAGCGAAGAGGAGUUUGACCACUUCAUGCGCAUGGAUCUGGACCGGAGACGUGAGGACGCCCGCAACCCCAAGCGCAAGCCGCGGCUGAUGGAGGAGGACGAGCUGCCCAAUUGGAUCCUGAAGGACGACGCCGAGGUGGAGCGGCUCACCUGCGAGGAGGAAGAAGAGAAGAUGUUCGGCCGCGGCUCCCGCCAACGCAAGGAGGUGGACUACAGCGACUCUCUCACCGAGAAGCAGUGGCUCAAGGCCAUCGAGGAGGGCACUCUUGAGGAGAUGGAGGAGGAGGUGCGAACCAAGAAGACCACCCGCAAGCGCAAGCGGGACCGCGACGUUGACCCCGGCCCGGCCACGCCCGGCUCCAGCAGCGGCCGCGGCAGGGACAAAGACGAGGACAGCGGCAGUGCUAAGAAGCAGAAGAAGCGCGGGCGACCCCCGGCCGAGAAGCUCUCCCCCAACCCCCCCUCGCUCACCAAGAAGAUGAAGAAGGUCGUGGACGCAGUCAUUAAAUACAAGGACAGUAGCAAUGGGCGACAGCUGAGCGAGGUCUUCAUUCAGCUGCCCUCUCGUAAGGAGCUGCCCGAGUACUACGAGCUCAUCCGCAAGCCUGUGGACUUCAGGAAGAUUAAGGAGAGGAUCCGCAGCCACAAGUACCGCAGCUUGAACGACCUGGAGAAGGACGUGAUGCUGCUGUGCCAGAAUGCGCAGACCUUCAACCUGGAGGGCUCACUGAUCUUCGAGGACUCCAUCGUGCUGCAGUCAGUCUUCACCAGCGUGCGUCAGAAGAUCGAGAAAGAGGAAGACAGCGAGGGUGAGGAGAGUGAAGAAGAGGAGGAGGAGGUCGACGAAGGCUCUGAAUCUGAAUCGCGCUCGAUGAAGGUGAAGAUCAAGCUGAGCAGGAAGGAGAAGGGGUCAGAGCGAGGGAAGGGCCGGCGGCGCAUGGGCCGUGGGUCCCGCGCUAAACCAGUGGUCAGCGACGACGACAGUGAUGAAGAGCAGGAGGAUGAACGUUCCGGAGGCAGCGGCAGUGAAGAAGACUGAGCCUCUACAGGACCAAUGCCCCUCUGACCCCCCACCACCACCACACAUGCAUACACACGCACACACACACACAAACUUGUGGUCACUCAACAUCAUCUGUAACCGUGUGUGUGUGUGUGUGUGUGUGUGUGUGUGUGUGUGUGUGCUGUGGGAGGGAGGGGUCAGACUGAAGACUGGGGUGUAGUUUGACUUUAGAUGAGCAGAUGUUUUUUAGUUACAUGUGUAUCAGAUGAUAAAAUAAAAAAUGUGCGAUUAAAUUUAAAACGACAAAAAAAAGAUACAAAUCCACCUCCAUAUUUAAGCAGGCAAUCCCGAUCUAAAACUGUAGAAGCGUUUACGUCUUUGGCUGUUUAUUUGUUUUUGUUUGUUUGAUGGGGGGUGUUUUGUGUGUGUCAUUUCUUUGGAGAUGAUGUGUGCUUGUGACCAGACGAGGGCUGACUACGGACCACACGGAGGGUUUUACUUGACAUUUUAAAGCGAACGUUUUCGUUAUGUAUUUCUUUUCGUUUUUUUUUUUUUUUUUUGUCACUUAUGCUGCAGAGUCAAACCAUUCCCCCACUCCCUUGCCCCCCCCCCCCUCCCUUCCCCCCCCCCCCCCCUCCCUUCCCCCCUGAAUGCAUGUUGUGUGUGAGUGCACGCGGACGACACGAUGUUUCGCUGAUCUUUGUCCUCUAUGUCUUUUUUUCUCUCUCUCUCUCUCUCUCUGUCUGGCUCUCUUUUUCCGCCUUUGUUUUCCUCGGAAGUUUAAUUUAAGGAAAUUUUGCGGGAUCACGGUACAUCCUGCUCUCGGGGCCCCAGCUCCUGGAGCUGGGGGGUGGGGGGGGGGGGGGGGGGAGGGACACGGUGAAGACUCUGUCUUGUGUCAGUGUCACUGGAUUUCCAAAUCUACAAUAAAGGCAUCUCAUUAAUCCA
This is a messenger RNA of Alosa sapidissima (American shad), 6302 nucleotides long. It is a transcript of the gene smarca4a, whose product is annotated as SWI/SNF related, matrix associated, actin dependent regulator of chromatin, subfamily a, member 4a. Lineage: Eukaryota; Metazoa; Chordata; Actinopteri; Clupeiformes; Clupeidae. Gene Ontology annotation, cellular component: nucleus. The transcript is spliced from 34 exons. The coding region runs from base 384 to 5390 and encodes 1668 amino acids. The record is from RefSeq and is a predicted model, not a curated record. Gene Ontology annotation, molecular function: transcription factor binding; DNA binding; histone binding. Gene Ontology annotation, biological process: positive regulation of transcription by RNA polymerase II.